UUGACAUUUUAGGGGAUGAGGGGCCAUUUACCAUGGGAUGUGCUACUAACCCUUCGAGAUGGAGAGUGGUUGGAGGCAUCUGUAAUUGAUGCUUAUCUACAACACUUAUGUUUUGAAACCCCGACCCAUAAUACUCCUCGAGAGCAGCAUCAUUGGCCCAACCACAUAGUGCAGUAUAUACCUACAUACUGCUUUCUACACUAUGUUACGAAGAAUAAAAGUAUUACCGGCAAAUGGUAUUGGCAAUUUGGAGGUGUGGAGAAAGUCCUUGCUCCAUGCCAUGUCAACAAUAACCACUGGUGUAUGGCCAUUGCCGAAAUUAAGGAGAGAAAAAUUAUAUUAAUGGACUCCCUAAACAACGGGCACACAACUGAUAAGAAAAGAAUUUAUGGAAAAUUUCUUGUAAAAUUAAUUCCUAGAAUAUAA
This is a messenger RNA of Meloidogyne enterolobii, 426 nucleotides long. Lineage: Eukaryota; Metazoa; Nematoda; Chromadorea; Rhabditida; Meloidogynidae. The record is from the annotation of a GenBank genome assembly.